Molecule: messenger RNA, 2799 nt
Organism: Salarias fasciatus (jewelled blenny)
Lineage: Eukaryota; Metazoa; Chordata; Actinopteri; Blenniiformes; Blenniidae
Gene: macrod2
Product: mono-ADP ribosylhydrolase 2
Exons: 18
Coding region: 213-1457 (414 amino acids)
Biological process (GO): DNA damage response; peptidyl-glutamate ADP-deribosylation; purine nucleoside metabolic process
Cellular component (GO): nucleoplasm
Molecular function (GO): ADP-ribosylglutamate-[protein] hydrolase activity
Source: RefSeq, a predicted model, not a curated record
UACACAUAAUUUACGGCGCAGUCAGUGUAGGUUGAGCCGCCUGUGGUCCAUAGACAUUUGACAGCUUCACAGGUGAGACCAGAGACCACCGUCCAGAGGCUGCUCCACUCUGCUUUUUCCACUUCUUUCACUCCCCCGGAACUCCAUUCACUGUGAGCCUGGGGUUGCCACAGUCAAAAAACAACCUUUCGAAAUCUAACCAUUCCGGCAGCAUGAGCAAAAAGAAAAAGGACUGGAAGACUGAGAAAGAGAGACUGCUCCGUCUAGAUCGAGAGGAGAGGCGUAAGGAGUAUCGUCGUCAAGAUUUCAUCCCACUGGAGAAGAUACCCACCUGGAGGCAGGAGAAUAGCUCCAACGACAAUGAAGAGGGCACGGAAUUGACAGGCAGAGGAGGACUGAGUGACAAGGUGUCUCUCUACAAAGGAGACAUCACCGUCUUGGAGGUGGACGCCAUCGUCAACGCCGCAAACUCCAGUCUUCUGGGCGGAGGAGGAGUUGACGGCUGCAUACACAAAGCGGCUGGGUCCUGCCUCUACGACGAGUGUCACUCGCUAAACGGCUGCGAAACGGGCAAAGCCAAGAUCACCUGCGGCUUCGAUCUCCCCGCAAGAUAUGUGAUCCACACUGUGGGCCCAGUGGCCAGAGGUCAUGUGGGGCCGACCGAGAACAGUGACCUGACCUCCUGCUACCAGAACUCCCUCUGGCUGAUGAAGGAGAACGAUUUGAAAACUGUGGCCUUCCCAUGCAUAUCCACAGGCAUCUAUGGCUUUCCCAACGAGCCCGCAGCCGAAAUUGCUCUGACCACAGUGAAGAAAUGGAUCGAAGAGAACCCUGAUAAGAUCCAACGGGUCAUUUUCUGUGUCUUCCUUGAGACUGAUUUUGCCAUCUACAAGAAGAAAAUGUCUGUGAUUUUUCAAGACAAUGACAUGGAGGUUACAGAGGAGCCGCUGAAGGGAGAUGAUACACCUCCCUCUACAAAAUCCACAACCAAGGAAGAAAACGAAGACAGCAACAGAGGUAAAGAGGAAACAGGUGAUGAGGAAGACGUCGACAACGAUGCUGCCGGGGCAGAUGAAGAUGUGGAGAUGGCGAGCCAAAACCCAGAUGAGAAUUCAGCCAACGAGGAGCCGAAUCAGGAGCAAAAUAAGGACGAAAGCGAGAAGCAAGACAAAGGUGAAGACACAAGCAUUGGCAAUGACAAAGACACUGGAGAAGAAAAGGGAGUCAGCAGUGAUAAAGAUGAAGACAAAGCAGAGGAAGAGAAGCCUGCUGAGGAGAUGGAGAAUGACGACGCCACGGCAAAAUGCUCGGUGGAGAUGGAAGAUGUCACUGAGGUCAACGACACUGGCACCAGCAACGGAGAGGAGAUGAAGGAUCCUGUCGAGAGCUCAGAGCAACCUGAUUCAAUUGUAACUGACAGCAUUCAGUCCAAAGACCCCGUCGAGAAGAAAGAAUGACCAGCUGAGAGGACGACAAUCAGCCUCAUCUGACAGCCAGCAAACUGUGCGAAGGCCAACCCCACUGGUGUCAGACUGGCCCAUGUCAGUAUGGGCUCUGACACUGGACCAGGACAACCAGUCACUCACAUGACGCUCACAUUCCCAACCUUACUUAGCCUCCUCCCCUCUCUCUGUUUUAGAAACGAUUCAUCCCCGAAGUAUGUAUGUACUGUAUGUAUAUGUAUGUAUGUACAAAACCUUAUUAUAGGACUUGAACAUAUCAACCAGAAAAGAUGAGCCAUACCUCACUGUGUGUUAGUCAUCCAUCACUUCACCAGCUGGGUGCGAUGAGAUAAACCAGGUUCGAGUCUCUCUAUUGGAUAAACCCACUGUGAGAACAGGGUGAAGCUGUCGGAGGACAACAGCGUGUUUGACACGGCGGGCUGGAUGACGCUCCGCAUCAACCAUCCUGUUGUGCUUACGACUCAAAUACCGCCGCCACAAGUCACGGCGACAUUAAACAGAGGAAACCAGACAACACCCUGCAUUUGUAAGCCUCAACAAACUGACACCUGCCAUGUCCCCUCACACACACCGCUGCAGCCCCGGCCUCAUUGUUUAGUCAAAUCAGCCGCCGCCGCCGCCAUUCAGACCGUGGUCUGUACAGGCGAGGCGCCACUCCCAGGUCUCUCAUCUGUGAACGUCACAUUUCAUCCCCCGCCGCUGCUCCAGCAGCAGCUCCUCUAACCAGGAAUCUGCUCAUCAGCACCCAUGCACACAAACCAGGAUGUGAGUGUCGUUUAACAAAUUGAUUGUUUUUUUUCUUCCUUUUCCCCCGUGUUGUUUUUUUUCUCUUCUUCUUCUUCUUCUUUUUUUUUUUUUUUGCCAUAUCCAGUGCAUGCCAGAAAACUGCUGUGAACUUCACCAACAUACACAGGAAUUACAGCCCUCUUAGCUUUCGCUUGUCUCCUUCUUACCUGAUUGUCUAUAAUUGUAUCAAAGGAAUCUGCCUUAUUUCUUAUCAGACUACAAAAUCACAGAGCGGAGGAGGAGGCGGUCCAAGUAUGGAUUCUCGGUUGUGUACUGCUUGCAGAUGAUUUGUAUUUUUCAGUACAUCAUGUAAUGGCUAAUACCUGUUGUUAAUCAUUUUAUCUUUCUUUUAUUUGGUUGAUUUUAAAACUGGAUUGGGUUUCUUUGAACUGUGGGUAUGAUUCAUUGAUGAUUUUCGGUGGUGCCAUACUAAAGAUCGAAAGAAGAAGUUCUAUGAAAUGAUGCCUUCAUACUUUGAUGUUUGCUUUGCUAAACUAUAACAGAAACAACUAAUAAAAGUUUAAGAUGGAAGCCAUUUGUCAGCUUUUAA